CUUAACCAACAUCCUCCUUCCUUCCUAGCUAUCACCCUGAAAGCUCUUUCUCAUCUUCUCAACCUAUAACGUAUACCCUCUCUUCUUUUUUUGUUUCUUUUUUUACCUUCUCUCAUUCUUCAAAUCAAAUUUCAACAAACAAGCAGCUACAACAACCAGCCAGAUAUCUUGCUUUGGUUCUAAGAUAAUUUUUGGAUCUUUCUUCAAUAUUCUGUAUCAUCUCCAUCAUAAAAGUCCUCACCCUUCCUUGUUGUUUUUAAUGUCUCUCUUAAAGAACAACUUGAGGCAGCAGCAGGCCAGUUGAAGCUACAGUACUGUAGGAAUACAUCGUUUAUGGCCAGCCAGGGCGACGUGCCACUAGAUAUUAACUACUAAUUUACAGAGAAGAAAGAAAAUCAGUGGGCAGCAAAAAAGGGAGGCUCUGGAAAGAGAGAUUUCCAUGCUUCAGAAAAUGCUGAAACAAGAAGAAAAUGUGCAUGAGAUUUUGGAUCGUAUGCAUAACAAGGAUGAUGGUUCUGGGAUCCCUCUCCCAGACUUCCUUCCUCCUAAGAUGAAAGAGCUCUUAACAGAGUUGGUCAUGGUUGAGGGUGAGAUAGCUCGAUUGGAAGGUCAAUUAAGCCAACUUCAACUGGGUCUGAAACACGAAGAGACAAUUCCUAAGGAUGCAAAAUCAAAACAACUGCAACCUGCUGGAAAUCGAAGCAACCUCCAAGGCCAUAUGUCCUACACAGCUUGUCCAAGCCCCUUCAUCAUAAAAGGCGUUCAAGAUAAAAUGGCAUUUGAGACCAAGGCAUUACAUUUUAUAAGUAAAGCAAUUAAGGGUGACUAUAAUCUUAAUGACUUCAAUCCAAAUGAGAAAAUAGGAGCCUCGAGAGUAUUUUCUGAUCAGAAAGAAAACCACUUCCAUGAGGAGGUUAAAUUUCAAGACAGGGUUCCAAAAAAAAGUGGGAUACUGAAGGCACCUUCACCUUUACGAGAUCCUAGACAUCCCUCCCCCAAGCCGAGAGAACGUAAUGCGCAGGUCCCCUUGGACCUCUUAUCGAAAUCACUGUCUAAUUCAAUUCUAUCAGAAGAUAACAUUCAACAGCUGCAACCCAACAGGCUAUCUGAGAACAUCAUGAAGUGUUUGAACUUCAUAUAUGUCAGGUUACUGAGGACAUCAAGAGCAAUGGAACUGGAGAAAUCAGGACCUAUUUCCAGAUCUUUGAACUCUUCUAUGAUAUCAAGAAGUUUCAGGGCCGAGAACAGCAUGAACUCAAAGUCGAACCUUCUGUUACAGAAGGAAUCAAGACAACAGGAUCCAUAUGGUAUCUUUAAUGUGGAAGAGUCUAUUCCUAGGGAUAUAGGUCCUUAUAAGAACUUGGUUAUGUUCACAUCAAGCUCCAUGGACCCCAAAUGGAUUUCACAUUCUAGUUCUAUUCCUCUCUUGAAAAAGUUAAGGGUGUUAAUGAACAAUCUCCAGACUGUAGACUUGAGAUUCCUGACUUACCACCAGAAACUAGCAUUCUGGAUCAACAUGUACAAUGCCUGUAUCAUGCAUGGAUUUAUUCAGUACGGAGUACCUUCUACACCAGAAAAACUGUUCACAUUGAUUAACAAGGCAACACUCAACAUAGGAGGCAACACUAUCAAUGCUCAAGCAAUAGAGCAUUAUAUUUUGAGGAAGCCAGCAUCUUCAAACGAGGUUAAUCAAAAGAAAGAAAAAGAUGAUAAAGAAGCUGUUGUUCGUAAACUUUAUGGACUGGAAUCGAUGGAUCCUAAUAUCACAUUUGCUCUUUGUUGUGGAACUCGUUCAUCUCCUGCUGUAAGAGUGUAUACAGCUGAAGGUGUCAUAGCUGAGUUGGAGAAAUCAAAGUUAGAGUAUCUGCAGGCUUCAGUAGUGGUUACUAGCACAAAAAAGAUAGCAUUCCCUGAUCUUCUACUUCGAAACACGCUUGAUUUUGCAAUGGACACGGACACGUUAGUUGAAUGGGUUUGUCAUCACUUACCUACAUCUGGGACACUGAGGAAAUCAAUAGUGGAUUGCUUCAGGGGCCAUAACAGUGGCAAAAUACCCUGCAUUACUGUUGAGAAGAUACCAUAUGACUUCGAAUUCCAGUAUCUAUUGGCAAUAUAGACUCCUAAAAUUUUCUAGUUUUCAUAUCUUUCCCACACACACUACUUGUUCUACAAAAAGAAAACAUCGCAACCUUACUCUUUUUGUGAGUGCUUGCAGAUCCCAUUGAAGUAGAUUUUUCUUUCUUCGA
Molecule: messenger RNA, 2246 nt
Organism: Populus trichocarpa (black cottonwood)
Lineage: Eukaryota; Viridiplantae; Streptophyta; Magnoliopsida; Malpighiales; Salicaceae
Exons: 10
Coding region: 440-2116 (558 amino acids)
Source: RefSeq, a predicted model, not a curated record